Molecule: messenger RNA, 559 nt
Organism: Zophobas morio
Lineage: Eukaryota; Metazoa; Arthropoda; Insecta; Coleoptera; Tenebrionidae
Product: larval cuticle protein F1-like
Exons: 2
Coding region: 61-489 (142 amino acids)
Source: RefSeq, a predicted model, not a curated record
GUCAAGCAUCACACUCUCAAAGCACGUUGUAACAGCAGCUUACAAAACAAACACAUCACCAUGAACUCCUUCGUUGUAUUCGUCGCCCUCGCCGUCGCUGGCGCCAACGCCGGACUCAUCGGCGCCCCUCUUGCCGCCCCCUUGGCUACCAGCGUGGUCUCCACCCGCACCAUCGCCGCCCCCUUGGCCACCACUGGUUUGAUCGGCGCUCCUGGUUUGAUCGGCGCCCCUGGUUUGAUCGGCGCCCGCUCUGUGAUCGGAGCCCCCGCCAUCUCCACCGUCGCCGCCGCUCCCUUGGCCACCGGUUUGAUCGGCGCUCGCUCUGUGAUUGGAGCCCCCGCCAUCUCCACCCUCGCCGCCGCUCCUUUGACCACCGGUGUGAUCGGCGGCCACGGUUUGAUCGGCGCCCCCGGUUUGAUCGGCGCUCGCUCUGUCAUUGGUGCCCCCGCCAUCUCCACCCUCUCUGCCGCUCCCUUGGCCGCUUGGUAAAAACCGUGGUGCUUAGUUUGUUGAUUAUGUCCCCAAAGACAUCGCUAAAUAAACUUAUUUAUUGAAGUUA